AUUAAAUUAAAGCUGAUAUUUUUACAAAGCAUAGAAAAAAUGAAGGUCGCCGAGAAAGUGAUACUCCUACUCAACGGCGGCGACGCCCUCGCAGCCGCCGUAUCCGGCGGUCUCAACCCUAACCCUAACUCAAAUUUCCAAACGCUAAAGGAUUCCUUUGGGUUCCCGUUGGAGAGCUACGGAAUCGAAGAUCGGAAAGCCUCCGGCGAAAUCAUUCAUUUUAUCGAUUCCGAUGGCCAUUAUGAGGUGUCGAUUCUGCUCUUGCAAAGUUACGAACCGCCACUCUUAGCUUGUGCUCUGAACGAAGUUUUGUUGAAAUUAGCUGGAAACGAUUUAUCUACUAUGCCAACGCUAAUAGCCCCUUUCAUCGUGCCGGAAUCUAAGCUUAAACAAGAAAGCAAUUAUUCACGAAAAAAUGAUAAGGGUUCAGUUUAUGGCAUCAAAUUAGGUCACACGACAGAUAUAACCGAGGCAUUGAGCUCCAGAUUGCCAAAAUCCCCACCAUUUUCGCAGAUUAAUCACGAGGGUUUGGCUAUGUUGCUUCAUUUGGUAAACGUCAUUAAGAUUCCUACGGUUGUGCUGAUUGGCUUAAGUGACCAAAGUGUAUCGAAUAAAAACUCCAAAGAGGAACUCGAGGUAAUAUGCGAGAUAGGAGAUCACUUGGCAAGCGUUUUUUCUCUCACUUUUUCGAAAGAAAAGAUGGUUCAAAAUCCAACCAAGAUUUCAAGGGACGACAAAGAGGCUUGGCGUGCACUGUACGGAUGAUAUCGGUUUUUUACGUGGUUGCAAAAGAAUUACACAUCUAUCUUCUUCCCUUAGUUUUAGUUUUGUUUACGAGACCGUCUUCUUUAGGUCGAAACUUUGUCACUUGUUUUAGUUGCAAAUUACUCUGCAACUGUUUUUGUGAAAGUCUUGAGAGCUGUGUAGCUCAAGUUGUAAUACAAAAUUCCACACUUUCUUUGUGCUUCUGAGUUAAUCAAUCUUACAAAUUAUAUAAACAAGAUAAUGGUUUGAUGGAAA
Molecule: messenger RNA, 1020 nt
Organism: Erythranthe guttata (spotted monkey flower)
Lineage: Eukaryota; Viridiplantae; Streptophyta; Magnoliopsida; Lamiales; Phrymaceae
Product: period circadian protein
Source: RefSeq, a predicted model, not a curated record